Molecule: messenger RNA, 5091 nt
Organism: Ceutorhynchus assimilis (cabbage seed weevil)
Lineage: Eukaryota; Metazoa; Arthropoda; Insecta; Coleoptera; Curculionidae
Source: the annotation of a GenBank genome assembly
UCUGGGGCCCAUCAAGGCAAGUAAAAAGUGCUGCAGCCAUUUUCUCGUUCACCUGUACGAAAAUCGUGAAACUCGGGUUGUGAUCGGGACGGAAAAGUGACUUGGACGGGCCCGCGAUUUCGUGGUUUUUCCGAUAAUCGCAAACUUCGAGGAGAAAAAGGGGGACUGCAAUUAGGAGAAAAAUGGAUGUGACCAGUGUGUGUUGACAUAUAGUGGGAACAAUUAUUUAUUAUUGUGACGUUUGUGUGUCCUCCGCCGCUCUUGCAACCUGCUUGGUGCUUUAGGCGGAGCGUGUAAAGGAAAACUCGAAGCCCUGGAAGGUUUAAAAGUCCUCACCAUGGGCAACAAUGCCGCUACGGCGAAUAAAAAGGUCGAUUCCGCGGAGUCAGUCAAGGAAUUCCUCGAUCAGGCCAAAGAGGAUUUUGAAGAGAAAUGGAAAAAGAAUCCGACAAACACGGCUUCUUUGGACGAUUUCGAACGGAUAAAAACGUUAGGAACAGGCUCAUUCGGACGAGUCAUGAUAGUACAACACAAACCCACCAAAGAGUACUACGCCAUGAAAAUCCUGGACAAGCAAAAAGUUGUAAAACUCAAGCAAGUCGAACAUACGCUGAACGAGAAACGUAUCCUCCAAGCCAUUAGUUUUCCGUUUUUAGUUAGUUUGAGGUUCCAUUUUAAAGACAAUUCUAACCUCUAUAUGGUCUUGGAGUAUGUGCCAGGUGGCGAAAUGUUUUCCCAUCUUCGAAAAGUGGGACGGUUCUCUGAGCCGCAUUCGCGAUUUUAUGCUGCUCAGAUAGUGCUUGCUUUCGAGUACCUGCAUUACUUAGAUCUGAUUUACAGAGAUCUGAAACCUGAGAACUUACUGAUAGACUCGCAGGGCUAUCUCAAAGUUACCGAUUUCGGUUUUGCCAAACGUGUCAAGGGCCGCACCUGGACCCUGUGUGGAACACCAGAAUAUUUAGCUCCAGAAAUUAUUCUUAGUAAAGGUUACAAUAAAGCUGUUGACUGGUGGGCAUUGGGUGUUCUUGUUUAUGAAAUGGCCGCAGGAUAUCCACCAUUUUUCGCUGAUCAACCUAUUCAAAUUUAUGAGAAAAUUGUAUCGGGCAAAGUACGUUUCCCAUCGCAUUUUGGCUCAGAUCUAAAAGACCUUUUACGUAACUUAUUGCAAGUAGAUCUUACAAAACGCUAUGGCAAUUUAAAAGCUGGUGUCAACGACAUCAAAGGCCACAAAUGGUUCCAAUCGACGGAUUGGAUUGCAAUUUUCCAAAAGAAAAUCGAGGCACCCUUUAUACCUAGAUGCAAAGGUCCAGGAGACACCAGCAAUUUUGAUGAUUAUGAGGAGGAAGCAUUACGCAUAUCGUCGACUGAAAAAUGCGCCAAGGAAUUUGCUGAGUUUUAAAGGAUCAUUCUUUUUAUAUAUCUAUAAUUGGCUGAUCAAGGAGUUUUUCGAAGCUCAAUGGUAUAAGAAACAAGAGUAAUGGUUUGUACCAUGUGAUGGAGAUUUUUAGUGUAUUAUAUUUUAAAAGUAAUUCUUAUUUAUUAGCGUAAAUGUAUAUAUUGUAUCAUAGUAAGUUAAACACCUAUAGCACUAUUUACAUUAAAUAGGGCAAAAGCAAAGAAAAUGUUAUUUAAAGCUGGGGUGCGCCUAUCUUGGGGCAUCUACUAAAGAAAAUCCUAGUAAGAAUAUUAAGUAGCAAAAAAAUUUUAUUUCUUGAAAAAUUGAUUCUUGUAGGUAUGAAUGUUAUAUAUUUGAUUUUUUUUUUCUCAGAAUAUUCAAUAACUUAUUGAAGCCUGAAUAGAGAGGUUCCUACUUUACCUACUUACAAUAUGUAUCAGAUUCUGGUACGUUUUAUGGAGGUGUUAAAAUAUCUAUUAUUGAUUUAAUGCUCACUAUUUAUCAAAUUAAUAAUGUUUUUUAAGUUGUUAUUGCAAAAGGUCUAGCAAAUUAAGUACGUAACUAAUUUAAACGCCAUUAAAUGACAAUGUUAUGUGCGUGCAAUUUAAUUUUUCAAGAUUACUUAUAAACUCGUAUUUUUCAAACUAACUAAAACUAGAUUUUAAAUUAAGCUUUUAAAUUGGCUACUUAGAGCAGGAUGAAAAUAAAUGACAAUACAUCAAUAGAAGUGCAUGAAUAAAUUAGAAAAUUCAUUAAAUUAGUGCAAUACUUGAUGAAUGAAAAAUGUACUAACAGUUAAGGCGCAUACAAGUUCAAGAAAACUUAAGCGUCAUAUUUCCUGUACAUUGCUUAAUUAACAAGUGUAAUAUUUUUUGAUUAAUAAACUUACUUACUUACUUGUGUGAUUCUAUUGUUAAGCUGAACAAAAUGUUUCGUCCCACCAUGAAUAAAGAAAUAGUGGACUUUAAAUCAACUUUUUGCUAUUAAUAUUUUAAACUAAAUAGAAAUCCUAGUCAAUUUAUCAUUAUGUUAAUUAUUUAGUUAGGAGUUGUCCUGGAGAUGUUCAUUUUAUUUUUAGUAAUGUUAAAUUGAAACUUUAAAUUUAAUUAUGAAAAUAUCAAGAUUAUAAAUAGUUAUAAACAUUCAUACACACAUAUCUACUGUUUUCCUUCAAGAAUUUUUGUAAGGCAAAGUUGUGGCAUGUAUGUAUGUAAUCGACAGAAAUAAUAUUUUCGGUUGCGGCAAGACUAUUUUAAUCUCAGUUCAGCUAAAGUUGGCAAGUUGUUGGAUUAUAAUGUCACAUUUUCCAAACAAAAUUUUUAUUCAAUAAGAAUUGGGUGCAUUUUAGAUUUUGCAUCCACAAUGAUAAUUGAAAAACCAGAGAUUUUCUUUUUUUCAACAAAUAGCCUUCAUCAAUGCAGUGUUUCAAUUUCCGUUUUCAUUUCUUUGACCAUUUGGACUCGAGUCACUUUUUCGUUGGUUUUAGUGUGGCCCAGUAAGCUGUGAUGCAAAAUCCUCCUUAGCCUAAAAUCCCUGUAAGGAACGUGUUUAUUGUUUUUAUCGGUCAAAGUAGGUAACACUCGCCCCAACGUCAACAGUGACCGAUUAAUAUUGGCCAGUAAGCAGUUGAUUGAAACAGUACCCUGGUUGACGAAAUUACAUUUUGUUGUUAUUGCUGUUAAGUUUAUCAAAAUAAUAAUAUGUUUAUUGAAAAUUUAUUAAUAUCCAAAAAUUCAUUUAGCCUUGGACUUUCACUCCAAUAAAACACUAUUUAUUUUUAUGUGCUCCAGUUCAUUGAACGGCUUCCACCUUGAAGGUAAAAGGCUUGAAGCAUGCAAGCGAGAGAAGGAAUUCGCAUCAUAGUCGUGCGCAUUCUUAAAAUUAACGAUUUUCUACAUUGCAUAUUGCAAGUGCUGUCGCAGAUUUGGGGUUGGUUUUGGGAUGACCGAUAAAACGUCGUCCCGAAACGCACCACACGUGGGGUCUAAUUGGAUCUGAUUAGGCUUUUAAAUGGUUUUGAUGUGGUUGAUAAAGAGAAAUUAAAUUUUUUGGCUGGGCAAACAGCCUCUCAUGUUGUCAUCCAAGGAAAAUGUUCUCAUAAUUAUCAUCGAUAACUCGAGUUUGUCUUCUAAUAUUUACAUGUAGGACUUUGUUUCUUAGGGAUAGGUUCCAUAGCUCCUUGGGCAGCCCUUUUCCGAUUGACAGAUUUUUUGUUGUUGUCAGAGUCAAGUAUUCUUGUCCUCAGGUGAGAACUGAUGACAAGACACAACUUUCAAAGAACUUACCUUUGUCCAUAUAUUAUAUACCGAGAUGCAUACUACCUAAUUAUUAUUUUAACUGUUGGUAUUGAAUAUUAGUAAUGCCGUUGUGAUGUGGAAGUCCAUUUUCUCAAACAUGAGUGUAAAUAUUUUUGAUCAGAUCAUAUCACCUUGGCAUAGGUACUCGUUUUUGGAUUGGAACUUUUUCUAUGGUAGGUACAUUUGCUAUUAAUGUUUUUUUAUAAGACUAUUACAUCUAUGGUCUAUUCAACGUUCAAUAACCUAAGCUUAUAGAAUUUUGAAUGGUAUUUUUGCCUAUCUGUGUGUCUUGUUACUGACUAUAUUAUUAUGUUAUGUUUUAGUUUUGACUUCUUGAACUCGUAUUUCUUGCUUUAUAUUAACUUGAAGACACUCGCUGAUGCUGCGAUUUUGUCUUACAAAAUGCUACCAAGUUAUAAUUACAUUAUUCAUCAUUUUAUGAUCUGAUUAUAUUAAUAAACAAUGUUAGUUCGUUUACAUGAUCGUUUAGCGGAACUAAGUAGUUGUCAUUUUUUUCCCCUUUAUACUACAAUAUUCAAAACUGCCCCUUAUUGAUAGCAUAAAAAUGAGUUCUAUAUUUAUUAAACCAAAAUUUGUGCAAUAUUAUUUUGUUGAAUGCAAUUUUCAUAUAAUUCCCUCCAUAAAUGCAAUUUGGUCUUGAUAAAGAGGUUCGCUUUCAAAAUUUAACAAGCUAAUAAUGUUAAUGUUCAAAAUCACAUUAUGUGGUUGGACCAUAAUAGACUGUAUAUGUUUUGAUUGAAUACCUACGUCAAAAAAUGCCGAUGAAUGAAAUGGAUCAACAAGAUAAGAUUAUUCAAAACAAAACAUGUACAAAAAUUGCUAAUUAGUAUCACUAGAUCACUUAUAGAUAAUCAUAGGAAACCUUAUGUUUAUUGUGUAAAAUAAUUCGAUUCAACCAUCUAUAUGUAAAGAAUGAUAAUAAUAUUAAUAAUUGUAUCUAAUGUGUCUGUAGAUGCUUUGAUUUUAAACAAAUCUUUAUUAUAAUAUUUUGAAGUUAUUAUCUUGCUGAAAACUGUAGAAUUACCUUUUCGAUGAAAAAAUAUUAUGAUAAAGUGGAAGAUGGCAUGUAUGUUUCCUUAAAAAAAAAACAUACAGAUUGUUUGAAAAUCAUCGCAUUGUUUUAUUUUAAAAUAGUUUUAUUAUAAAUAGAUUUGGUGGUUAGUCAAACAUACUGUAUGAAAUAAUUACUACUUACUUAGGCCUGGUUUAUUCACCUUCUGAUAAACUGCAAUCUGACUGCUAAAAACGCAAUCUAAAAUUCUAUUUAUCCGCCGGUAAACUUAUCUUGUAAACAGCUACCAGUAAGUCAAUCUAAAGAUGGAUAAAUCGGCUAAAAAAAAAACUUAUUCUAGUUCGUUAUUAUAAUAGAAUUAAAAU